UGUUGUGUGGCGCCAUACGGAAAGUUAUCCGAGCACUUUUUAGGUAACCGGUCUAUUCUAAAAAUCCUUCAAAGUUCAAUUCUCACUCUAUACCUCUGAACUCUGAGCAUAGAGUAAGGACAGAUGCUCUGAGUUUCCCAGUCUCAUUUCGUCUCAUGCUCUCACAGCACUAGUUUUCAGAGCAGAUCUCCUGCAGUCGUCACCAGGGUUAUACAAAUCUAAUUGACUCCACUCAUCAUGUCAUCUACUACUAAACACACUCUAUCAAACUCCAUGGAGGAACCCAGCACAAAACGACCUAAGGUCUCUGAUGAUAAGGGCCAUGUAUCAGCACCACUACAAGAGUUGUUUCAACAGGCAAGGGGCUUUGCCUGCACACUGAUGGACCAGCAGUUUGCUAAGUGUAUGGAUCGUAUCGACCCACUUAGACAUCUCAGGGAAGAGUUUGACAUACCAAAGAUGAGCACCAUCCCAACAGUGGACAAAUCUCUAGUCAACAUGGCGGAUGAUGGUAUCUACAUGUGUGGAAACUCACUUGGUCUGAAACUACGAUCACUCAAGGGACUCAUAGAUGAAGAACUGGACAAAUGGGCUAACAUGGGUGUUCUUGGUCAUAUGUCAGGUCGUAUGCCGUGGGCCAUGUCAGAUGAACUCAUACAGGCUAAAAUGGCAAAGGUCGUAGGAGCAAAGGAAAAUGAAGUUGCAAUUAUGAAUGGUUUAUCGGUUAAUAUUCACCUUUUGAUGAUUUCAUUUUAUCAGCCUACCAAAGAACGCCAUAAGAUCUUGAUUGAAGAGCAUGCAUUUCCUUCAGAUCAUUACAUAGCAGAGUCACAGAUUAGACUCAAGGGUUUUGAUCCUGAGACAAGUCUGGUCAUGCUCAAAUCAAGAAAGGAUGAGCAGGCAGUGCACAUGUCUGAUGUGAUAGAUACAAUAGAGCGUGAAGGAGACAGUAUAGCUGUCAUUCUACUACCGGGCGUGCAGUAUUAUACUGGACAAAUAUUUGACAUGGAGGCAAUAACCAAGGCUGGACAUCAAAAGGGUUGUAUCGUCGGCUUUGACCUGGCCCACGCAGUAGGAAACAUUGAACUCCAACUACAUGACUGGGAUGUAGACUUUGCUUCAUGGUGCACGUACAAAUAUUUGAAUGGUGGUGCUGGGGCCUUAGCAGGGGCUUUCCUUCAUAACAAGCAUGCUGCAAAUACACGCCCAAGGCUCACAGGUUGGUGGGGCCACCAGAUGAACACACGGUUUGACAUGAGUAAUGAGAUGGAUCUAGCACCAGGUAUAGCUGGCUACAGAAUCUCCAAUCCUGGAUUCCUUUCUGUCAUUCCAGUCAAGGCUAGCCUAGAGGUUUUCUCCAAGACAUCGAUGGCAGCUUUGCGGAAGAAGUCUGUCCUGUUGACUGGAUACUUGGAGUAUCUCAUCAAGCUUCACUUUAGUAGACCAAAACCAUCUGAGACUCCUGAUGAGAACGGCAAGGCUACUGACGAUGGAGACCAGAUCUAUAUUGACAUCAUUACCCCAAGCAAUGUAGCAGAGAGAGGUUGCCAGUUGUCUUUGUUAUUUAACACCAAUGUGGAUGAGAUAUUGACCCAGUUGAUGAAGAGAGGUACCCUGUGUGAUGAAAGAAAACCCAACGUCAUCCGCAUUGCUCCUACCCCGCUGUAUUCAAAGUUUGAGGAUGUCUGGCGUUUUGUUCAAGUACUCCGAGAAAUUGUCAAGUGUAUGCGACUGCAAAAGAUGGCUCGCAGUUCAGAUGAGCUGGAUUGAACUGGAUUAAAAAGUACUGUAAUCAAAAUACAUGGCUAUAUUUUUUAUGUGCACGUUUUUAUUAGAUUAGUUUAAUUUUGAGUCUGAAUCUCCUUUCACUUGGAAUCUUCUUUCGCUUUGGUUUUGUUGAAGUCUAAGUCACAUGAUUGAAGUCUUGAGACUAGUCACGAGUUACUUGGUUCAAGUCUCAGUCAAAAUCACAAAUCAUGUUGGUCCUGAUUGGAGACCAAGUCACAAGUCACUUUGGUCCUGGUGGAAGUCCAAGUCAAGAGCCACUUAGUUCGAGUCUGAGUCCAAGUCUUGAGUCAACUUUGUUCUAGUCUAAUAGUGACAAGUCACUUGGGUCAUGUUGGAGUCUAAGUCAUGAGUCGCUUGGGUCCACUUGAAAGAUCAAAACACAAGACACUUUGUUUAAGUCCGAGUCUAUAGUCACAAGUCACUUGGGUCAUGGUGGAAGUCCCAAGUCAAGAGCCACUUGGUUCGAGUCUGAGUCCAAGUCAUGAGUCACUUGGUUCAAGUCGAGAGGCACUUGGUUCAAGUCCAAUUCUAAGAGACAAGUCACUUGGGUCAUGUUGGAGUCUAAGUCAUGAGUCGCUUGGGUCCACUUGAAAGAUCAAAACACAAGACACUUUGUUUAAGUCCAGGUCUAUAGUCACAAGUCACUUGGGUCAUGGUGGAAGUCCAAGUCAAGAGCCACUUGGUUCGAGUCUGAGUCCAAAUCAUGAGUCACUUGGUUCAAGUCGAGAGUCACUUGGUUCAAGUCCAAUUCUAAGUGACAAGUCACUUGGGUCAUGUUGGAGUCUAAGUCAUGAGUCGCUUGGGUCCACUUGAAGACCAAGACACCAGCCACUUUGUUCAAGUCACUUGGGUCCUGGUGGAAGUCCAUGUCACAAGUCACUUGGUUCAAGUCUGAGUCCAAGUCACAAUUCUCUUGGGGUUGGGGAGAGAUAGAUACAUUUACGUUUAUUUAAUGUUGCAAAAAACAUACAUAGUGUUUAAUACAGAGUGCUAAAAUAUGGUUAAAAUUAUAGUAAAUAUAAAAGUGAUACAACAUUUAGGUCCGGGGAGAAGCACAGCUUUUGUUCCCCAGCCUAAAAAAAAGACAUACAUUAAAGUACAGGACAAGACGGGACCAAACAAAGUCAUGAGUCACUUGGUUCACUUGUGACGAUGGUGACAUGUGUAUUCUUCAAUUAUUAAAGUACUAGUUUUCUUCUUUAGAAUUGUUGGAAAUAUUUUUGUAUACACUUUUACAAAUUAUUUGAUGAUGUGAAAAUAAUGAAUUUUAAUCACUCAACAAUGCUGUGUUAAAUCAUUUGUAUUUAACCACAAAAUGCUUCCAAUUGUGGCUCAAACGAAUCAUUAUUUUUACAAAUAAAGUAGAGCUAUGUUUUAAUUAUGAGACCCAACGCCUUGACUAAUUGUUUUAACAGGGCAAAUUGGCUCAAUCUGCAACUAACAAAAAACACCCAGGCAAAAACCCCUCUUCUCACAUAUAGGUUAAAUUUGGUUAAUUCCACUAACAAGUACUUCAUCCCUAAACUUUUACCUUUCCCAUCAAUAUAAAAUAAUUUGUAUAACUAUAAAAUAUGUUAAAGUAUUUGAAGACACACAAUCACAAACACGUUAAACUCAAUAUGGUUGGAACCAUUGGCAGACUUUUGAAUGCUAGGUGGCAGCGGACUUACCAGGUAAAUUUCCAUUGUUUACGUAGUUCUGAGCAUGCGCACACUACCAAGAACAAAAUUCCCUCCUAUGGGUCUUGGCAGUUUAAAUUUGCAAGAGUUGCAGCACAUUCAAUACAGCAGCAACCAUACUAACUUUGUUUAGUGUAGAUAAUACCUAUACAUAAAACUAUUUUAAAACCAAACAGGUACUGUGAGAGAAUGAUGAAUUUGUAUGAGUUAAAGACACUGGACACUAUUGGUAAUUGUCAAAGACCAUUCUUCUCACUUGAUGUAUCUCAACAUAUGCA
Asterias rubens (European starfish) is the source of this 3745-nucleotide messenger RNA. RefSeq names its product kynureninase-like. Gene Ontology annotation, biological process: NAD+ biosynthetic process. The record is from RefSeq and is a predicted model, not a curated record. Gene Ontology annotation, molecular function: pyridoxal phosphate binding; kynureninase activity. NCBI's taxonomy places the organism in Eukaryota, Metazoa, Echinodermata, Asteroidea, Forcipulatida, Asteriidae. Bases 238 to 1770 code for a protein of 510 amino acids. Gene Ontology annotation, cellular component: cytoplasm. The transcript has 15 exons.